This is a messenger RNA of Agelaius phoeniceus (red-winged blackbird), 4342 nucleotides long. It is a transcript of the gene SYT10, whose product is annotated as synaptotagmin 10. The record is from RefSeq and is a predicted model, not a curated record. Gene Ontology annotation, molecular function: phosphatidylserine binding; clathrin binding; SNARE binding. Gene Ontology annotation, biological process: calcium-ion regulated exocytosis. Gene Ontology annotation, cellular component: plasma membrane; exocytic vesicle. NCBI's taxonomy places the organism in Eukaryota, Metazoa, Chordata, Aves, Passeriformes, Icteridae.
GGGCAGGAGUGUGAGGAGUCCUGAAGAGGAUGGAGCAGCAGAGACAAUGUGUGAUGAGCUGGUGCAGCCUCAUUGCCCUUCCCCCUGGGCUUCUGCAGGGGGGAGGCAGAGGAAGCAGGAGUGAAGUUGAGCCCCAGAAGAAGGGAGGAGGGCAGAAAAGUGGUUUAUGGCUUGGUUUUAUUUGUCACCAUUUAUUUGACUGGCAAUAAAUUUAUUUCCCCAAGUUAAGUCUGUUUUGCCCAUGACAGUAAUUGCUGAGUGAUCUCUCCCUGUCCUUAUCUUGCCCCACAAGCUUUUUUGUCAUAUUUUUUCCCGUCCAUCUGAGGAGGGGUCUGACAGAGCAGCUUUGAUGGGCCUCUGGCAUCUGUCAAUCAACCCACUACAGAUCCUUUCCUGAGGUCAUGCAAGAGCCUCUCUCCUUGCUAUUAAUGCCUGUCAUCCUCUGAAACAGAAGGACACAUCCAAACCACCCACCAAGAAUGAUCAUUUACCUAUUGUAAUUCCUGGUCCAUGGCUAGCAAUUGGCUGGAAGGGUAUGAUCUCCAGACCACAACAUUUUCUAUACAUUUUUGCUUUUCUCACACAUUUUCAUGAAGAGUGGUCUGAAAGUUCAGUUUGGUUCUGUAAGUUCAGUGUUUGUUACUGAGAGAUGCAUUUGGAUAGUAUAUAUUAACAUAGAAAACAUUGCCAAAUUUUCACCUUCAGCUCUCUAUCUUCAUCAUUCUGCUUCAUCUUUCUGUCUUCAAUUCUCAUAAGCACUAGUGAAGUACAUUAUUUUUCAUGGAGCUAAUCCAUACCUUUAUACUCACGUGAAAAUCUAUAAAAAUAUGCUCAAAUUCUCUUUGCACUUUUCCAGUGAUUCAGUCUAGUAGCCUGUAGCCUGGAGUUAUGGAUACAAUCAAGUAUUAGCUGUUCAGCUGUCAAAACUUGUUGUAACAAACAGCAGCAGCCAUUACUUGAGGGAUAUUUAAGCAGGGCUUAGUGAAUAAUUUUAAGGCAUUUAAAGGCUGUUUUGAAAAGGAAAGGGAUUUUUUUGGUUAUAAUAUUACAGGAUAUUGGAAAAAUCAAAUGGAAGCAUGUCACAUAGAAUAAAACUCCUAAUUAGGGCUCAACUGGCAGUCCUGGUGAUCCACCAUCGUGUAAAACAGUGUGCGUCCAUGGAAUUUUGUUGCUAUGAAAUCUGUUCUCCUAUCUCUGACCAGGCUAUUGGACAUUCUAAGCAGUUUUGGCAGCAAAAGUCAAACACAGGGCAGCCAGAGUAGCUCAGUGUACAGCAUGAUCUCUGUACAGCUUGGGGCAUUUCGCUGUGUUCUCUGAAGCCAGCUGCAUUUUCACAGCAGAAUUUUAGAUACUGAUAUAUCUGUGCUAUCUUGGUCUGACACAGCCUUAGUCCAGAGCUGGUGAUUUAACCACAGAAAUCUCUUAUUUAUGACAGACUUUAUCUUAUUCCUAUUUACACCUAAAUGUUGGGGUUUAAAAUGUUUCUGAAGCAGUUGGCACACAGAGUCAGAAGUUUGGCAAAUCUCAAAGAAAUUUGUGCAUCAGCCUUUAGCAGUUUAGAUCUAAUCUGUCUUCAUGUGUACUGAUAGAAAAUGUUGACUGUGGCUUAACUUUUCCAUCAACGUGCUCCUGGUGUUCUAAAUAUAUGUUCUAAAGAACUAAGCAUCAACAGCCUCUGACUGAAAUUAAAGUUGUUGAUGUUUUCAGCAUCUGUGUCCUCCAUCUGAGGCCAGUAAGCAAAGGGAUGUGUACAUUACCCAUCAGGGGAAGGCUGUCUAUAUAGGUGCUUGCUUUCAAAACUGGAAAUCUAGAUUUGAGAACAGAAUUCUCAUGUGUUUGCUUUAAAUCUCAGUGUGAAUAUUUGUUGUUUGAUUAUAGUAACUUUGCUUUAGCAAACUAGGUCAAUAUUUCUUUCAUUUACUGAUCUCAACAUCCUUAGUCAACAAUUGCUGGGAAGUUUUGGGAUUGUUUCCUUACUACCUGAGAAGGAAAAUUCCUGAGAAGGAAAAUUCCUGAGAAGAAUCUCUGAGUAUGUGGUGAGUGGUAUACACAUACUGGCCCUUGGCCGGAACAGCUAAAGGAAUAUUUAUGAAGCAGAUAUUAGAAAAUAAUAAAGAAAUAAUAGAGAAAAUAAUAAAUUAAAUAAUAAUAAAAUGAUAAAAUCUUAAAGCUAUGGGCUUAGAUAUCAAAAAGAAAAAAAGAAAGAAAAAGAAAGAAAAAGAAAAAAAAGAAAAAUGAAAAAAAACAACUCAUCAACUCACAACCUUUAAUAGGACUUUAAAGCUCUACACAGACAUAAGAAUAAAAAUGCUUCUAUCUCCUUGCCUGUGUAAUUUUUAAAUUUUUUUUCUCUGCAUGUUUGUCUGUCACGAUGCUUUUUGUUUCUACUUCCUUGCAGAUGUCUCAGUCAGUCUCUUAGCAGUGGUUGUCAGCUUCUGCGGGCUUGCCUUGCUGGUGGUCUCUCUUUUUGUCUUUUGGAAGCUGUGCUGGCCCUGCUGGAGGAGCAAACCCCUCACCUCCAGUGCCAGCAAUGUCCCACAGAGCAACUCCAGCGCUCCCACGGAGGUUUUGGAGAACAGUGAGAAAAAGGAAGUCAAAGAAAAUGGGAAAGCUACGACCAAGGUGCUUGAAGCAGCUCUGAAAAUCAGCCACACUUCCCCUGAUAUCCCAGCAGAAGUGCAGAAUGCGCUGAAGGAGCACCUGAUCAGACACGCUCGGAUGCAGAGGCAGAUCACCGAGCCCACGUCCUCAUCAAGGCACAAUUCCUUCAGGAGGCACUUGCCAAGGCAGAUGCAGGUGUCCAGUGUUGAUUUUAACAUGGGGACAGACCCAGUGUUGCAAAGGGGAGAGACCACAACCAGCAUUGGGAGAAUUAAACCAGAACUCUACAAACAGAAGUCUGUGGAUUCUGAUGGGCAACAAGAAGAUGUGAAAACAUGUGGAAAACUUAACUUCACUCUCCGGUACGAUUAUGAGAAUGAACUUCUGGCUGUCACAAUUGUCAAAGCCUUAGAUCUGCCUGCUAAAGACUUCACAGGAACAUCCGACCCCUACGUUAAGAUUUAUCUGCUUCCAGAUAGGAAAAAGAAGUUUCAGACACGAGUUCACAGAAAGACAUUAAAUCCAGUCUUUGAUGAAACCUUUCAGUUCCCUGUAGCCUAUGAUCAACUCAGCAACAGGAAAUUGCAUUUCAGUGUUUAUGAUUUUGACAGAUUUUCUAGACAUGACAUGAUUGGGGAAGUUAUUCUUGAUAACCUUUUUGAAGUCUCAGAUCUCUCCAGGGAAGCCAAUGUAUGGAAAGACAUCCACUGUGCCACCACAGAAAGCAUAGAUUUGGGUGAGAUCAUGUUUUCCCUUUGUUAUUUGCCUACUGCUGGGAGAAUGACUUUGACAGUCAUCAAAUGUCGGAAUCUCAAAGCAAUGGAUAUAACUGGUGCAUCAGAUCCAUACGUCAAAGUGUCGCUGAUGUGCGAGGGACGGAGGCUGAAAAAGAGGAAAACAACCACCAAGAAGAACACACUGAAUCCUGUUUAUAAUGAGGCCAUCAUCUUUGAUAUCCCUCCAGAGAAUGUGGACCAGGUCAGCCUCUCCAUUGCAGUGAUGGAUUAUGACAGAGUAGGGCACAAUGAGGUCAUUGGAGUGUGCCGGACAGGAAUUGACGCCGAAGGCCUUGGCAGAGAUCACUGGAAUGAAAUGUUGGCUUACCCACGUAAACCAAUCACUCACUGGCACCCACUAGUAGAGCUACCUGGCCGAGCAACCAGUUUUGACAGCCAGGGAUCCUGUUCCUCACCCAAACCACCUCUUACGCCCUAGGAGCCAGAAAGGAUCCAUCCUGCUCAGCGUCCAAAGCUCCCCCCUAGCUCACAUCUACAUCAACAGAAGGUUUGCAUUCUGCAGAUGAACUGUAUCCAUAUUUUUUUUAUCAAAAUGCAUCUUUCCUGUUCUAAGUCUUAUAUGAUAACUCAUAAUAAUUUGUUAAAGUGUGAAUGAAGUUGACUCGAGUCAAAUAUAACCCUUCCUUGUGCAAAUUUAUUCACCUGUUUUUAUCUCUGGCAUGUAUCCAGGAUCAUAUUCAAGCAGUGGUUUGAUGGGGCCUGUAUCUUUUCAGAGGCAAAGAAACCAGAAAAAAAGAUCCCUUAAGUAAUUCAAAACUACUGCACCUUUUAACACCUAAUUCUUUUGAGGGAGAGCAAAUAGUCAUACACAGUUCAUGCAGUAAAUGCCUUCUAAAUUGCACUAAAUUCUCUGUGACUUUGCAAGACAGCACUUCGAACUGGAUGUUGCAUGAAAAAAACCAACUGUUGUCAUGUUUUGAGUAGCUGGAAAAUCAGUUCAUUCC